Hyaena hyaena (striped hyena) is the source of this 5751-nucleotide messenger RNA. RefSeq names its product protocadherin 7 (gene PCDH7). Gene Ontology annotation, cellular component: plasma membrane. The coding region runs from base 655 to 3876 and encodes 1073 amino acids. The transcript is spliced from 2 exons. The record is from RefSeq and is a predicted model, not a curated record. Gene Ontology annotation, biological process: homophilic cell-cell adhesion. Gene Ontology annotation, molecular function: calcium ion binding. Lineage: Eukaryota; Metazoa; Chordata; Mammalia; Carnivora; Hyaenidae.
GCCUGGCUUCCCCGCUGCCAGAGCAGAGUCAGAGUUCAGACCGGCUUGUUGCUGGCCCCGGCGCCUUGCGCAGGAAAGCAACUCACGUUUGCCUGGGCAGCGGGAGCAGAAGCCGGGUCUGGAGUGAGUGGCUGGAACGUGAAUUGGACUCCACUCGAGUAGCAGCGAAGACGAACGGGGCCAGCAGGCGGGGGAGGCUGCAGGCGCGCUCCCCGCCGCUUCCCGGCUGCACCGCCCGCCUGGCGGAGCGGUUCCGGCCCCAUCCGACCGAGCGGGGACGCGAGCCCGGGGUCCUCCGCCCGCUGCGGGGAUGACUCUGGGGGGGCGCCGAGCCCGCGGCGCGCAGUGUCCCGUGAACUGUGAGUACUGCGACUGAACGGCGGCCGGAGAGCGGGCGAUUAGCACCCAUUGCAUGAAUUAUGAAACAAUAACUUUCUGAAGAAGCAGAAGGAAAAAGAAAAAAAGAAAAAGAAGGACAGAUCGCCGGUGCCCCUGGCCGACUCUGCGCGCCGCUCUUGCCCCCUCCCUCCUCGCCCUUCCUCCUUUCCCGGAGAGAGAAGAGGGCUGGGAGGAGGGCAGGCGGCCGGCCCCGGAGGCGGGGGGCGCCCAGGGGGCUGUGAUUAGAAGGAGCAGUAGCAGCAGCAGCAGGAGAAGAUGCUGAGGAUGCGGACCGCGGGAUGGGCGCGCGGCUGGUGCCUGGGCUGCUGCCUCCUCCUGCCGCUCUCGCUCAGCCUGGCGGCCGCCAAGCAACUCCUCCGGUACCGGCUGGCCGAGGAGGGCCCGGCGGACGUCCGCAUCGGCAACGUCGCCUCGGACCUGGGCAUCGUGACCGGCUCGGGUGAGGUGACUUUCAGCCUCGAGUCGGGCUCGGAGUACCUGAAGAUCGACAACCUCACCGGCGAGCUGAGCACCAGCGAGCGGCGCAUCGACCGCGAGAAGCUGCCCCAGUGUCAGAUGAUCUUCGACGAGAACGAGUGCUUUCUGGACUUCGAGGUCUCGGUGAUCGGGCCCUCGCAGAGCUGGGUGGACCUGUUCGAGGGUCGGGUCAUCGUCCUCGACAUCAACGACAACACGCCCACCUUCCCGUCGCCCGUGCUCACGCUCACGGUGGAGGAGAACCGGCCGGUGGGCACCCUCUACCUGCUGCCCACCGCCACCGACCGGGACUUCGGCCGCAACGGCAUCGAGCGCUACGAGCUGCUGCAGGAACCCGGGGGCGGCGGCGGCGGCGAGGGCCGGCGCGCAGGGCCAGCCGACAGCGCCCCCUACCCCGGGGGCGGCGCGAGCGGCGGCGGCGGCGGCGGCGGCGGCGGCGGCCCGGGCGGCUCCAAGCGGCGGCCGGACGCGCCCGAGGGCGGCGGCGGGACCAGCCCCGGCGGCGGCCGCAGCAGCGUGUUCGAACUGCAGGUGGCCGACACCCCGGAUGGCGAGAAGCAGCCACAGCUGAUCGUGAAGGGGGCGCUGGACCGCGAGCAACGCGACUCGUACGAGCUGACCCUGCGGGUGCGCGACGGGGGCGACCCGCCGCGCUCGUCUCAGGCCAUCUUGCGGGUGCUCAUCACCGACGUGAACGACAACAGCCCCCGCUUCGAGAAGAGCGUGUACGAAGCCGACCUCGCGGAGAACAGCGCCCCGGGGACGCCCAUCCUGCAGCUGCGUGCCGCCGACCUGGACGUGGGGGUCAACGGGCAGAUCGAGUACGUGUUCGGGGCCGCCACCGAGUCGGUGCGGCGGCUGCUGCGCCUCGACGAGACGUCGGGCUGGCUGAGCGUCCUGCACCGCAUCGACCGCGAGGAGGUGAACCAGCUGCGCUUCACGGUCAUGGCCCGGGACCGCGGGCAGCCCCCCAAGACCGACAAGGCCACGGUGGUCCUCAACAUCAAGGACGAGAACGACAACGUGCCGUCCAUUGAGAUCCGCAAGAUCGGGCGUAUCCCUCUCAAGGACGGGGUGGCCAACGUGGCAGAGGAUGUUCUCGUCGACACCCCCAUUGCUCUGGUGCAGGUGUCCGACCGAGACCAAGGCGAGAACGGGGUGGUCACCUGCACCGUGGUGGGCGACGUGCCCUUCCAGCUCAAGCCGGCCAGCGACACGGAGGGCGACCAGAACAAGAAAAAGUACUUUCUGCACACCUCGGCGCCUUUGGACUAUGAGACCACCCGGGAGUUCAACGUGGUCAUAGUGGCGGUGGACUCGGGCAGCCCCAGCCUCUCCAGCAACAACUCCCUGGUUGUCAAGGUGGGAGACACUAAUGACAACCCCCCGGUCUUCGGCCAGUCGGUAGUGGAGGUUUACUUUCCCGAGAACAACAUCCCUGGAGAGAGGGUGGCCACGGUGCUGGCGACAGACGCCGACAGCGGGAAAAACGCAGAGAUCGCCUACUCGCUGGAUUCCUCUGUGAUGGGGAUCUUUGCCAUCGACCCUGAUUCUGGGGACAUCCUCGUCAAUACGGUACUGGACCGCGAGCAGACUGACAGGUAUGAGUUUAAAGUUAACGCCAAAGACAAAGGCAUCCCAGUGUUACAGGGCAGCACCACGGUGAUUGUGCAGGUGGCUGACAAGAAUGACAAUGACCCUAAGUUUAUGCAGGACGUCUUUACCUUUUAUGUGAAAGAAAACUUGCAGCCCAACAGCCCUGUGGGGAUGGUCACGGUGAUGGAUGCUGACAAGGGACGCAAUGCAGAGAUGAGCCUCUACAUAGAGGAAAACAGCAACAUUUUUUCCAUUGAAAAUGACACGGGGACCAUUUAUUCCACAAUGUCCUUUGACCGAGAACAUCAGACCACAUACACGUUCAGAGUCAAGGCUGUGGAUGGGGGAGAUCCUCCCAGAUCAGCCACAGCCACAGUCUCUCUCUUUGUGAUGGAUGAGAAUGACAAUGCUCCCACAGUUACCCUUCCCAGAAACAUUUCCUACACUUUACUGCCACCUUCAAGUAAUGUCAGGACAGUAGUAGCUACAGUGUUGGCCACAGACAGUGAUGAUGGCAUCAAUGCAGACCUUAACUACAGCAUUGUGGGAGGGAAUCCCUUCAAGCUGUUUGAAAUUGAUUCCACCAGCGGUGUGGUUUCCUUAGUGGGAAAACUCACCCAAAAGCAUUAUGGCUUGCACAGGUUGGUGGUGCAAGUGAAUGACAGUGGACAGCCUUCCCAGUCCACUACGACUCUGGUGCAUGUGUUUGUCAAUGAAAGUGUUUCGAAUGCAACUGUGAUCGACUCACAGAUAGUCAGAAGUUUGCACACCCCACUCACCCAGGACAUAGCUGGUGACCCAAGUUAUGAAAUUAGCAAACAGAGACUCAGUAUUGUCAUUGGGGUGGUUGCUGGGAUUAUGACAGUGAUUCUAAUCAUCUUAAUUGUAGUGAUGGCAAGGUACUGCCGGUCCAAGAAUAAAAAUGGCUAUGAAGCUGGCAAAAAAGAUCAUGAAGACUUUUUUACACCCCAGCAGCAUGACAAAUCUAAAAAGCCUAAAAAAGACAAGAAAAACAAAAAAUCGAAGCAGCCUCUCUACAGCAGCAUUGUCACUGUAGAAGCUUCUAAACCAAAUGGACAGAGGUAUGAUAGUGUCAACGAGAAGCUGUCAGACAGCCCAAACAUGGGCCGAUACCGAUCCGUUAAUGGUGGGCCUGGCAGUCCUGACCUGGCCAGGCAUUACAAAUCUAGUUCUCCAUUGCCUACUGUCCAGCUUCACCCCCAGUCACCAACUGCAGGAAAGAAACACCAGGCGGUACAAGAUCUACCACCAGCCAACACAUUUGUGGGAGCAGGAGACAACAUUUCUAUUGGAUCAGACCACUGCUCUGAAUACAGCUGUCAAACCAAUAACAAGUACAGCAAACAGAUGCGUCUACAUCCAUACAUUACUGUGUUUGGCUGAAUUCCACUCUAAUAUGAUGCUCCAUUAUGCACCAUACUCUGAUGACCUUGCUACUCCGAAACCUGCUGGAGCCUGCCCUUGGCCGUGGGGUGUCAGCCAAUCACUGCUUGUUUCACUCGUUGUGCAUUUGAUUUUCGGGUUCCCCCCCAUUUAAGGAAAAAUAAUACUGAAAUAAAUCAAUUUAUAAAAGAAACAGUAUUAAUAAAGAAAUGUGCUACAAGUGGACAUCUGAGUCACUGAGAAUUCCAUUCUCAAGGAGGUGGUUAGCAGAAAUGAAUUGUGAAGCCUUAAAAAAAAACAAAAAAACCCAAGGCACAUUUCAACAAUGAUUUUAAGAUUCUAGCUUUUGUGUGAACCAAGGAAAAGUUAAGUCUACUUAGUCUUUGUCUUUAAUACAUUGGAUACUGACUUUUGGUAAAAUCCUAAGUUGAUCAAUAUUUUUGAAGGGUUAUGGAAUUACAGCCUUUUCCAGGCCAGUGAGGUAAUUGUAUUAGAGUAAAAGAUAAUGUCUCACAUCUAUAGGCAAGGACUUUGAGCAAUAUUUAUAAAAAAUAUUGGUUUAUAAAAUAAAUUCGAGAGGCUAAUUUUGUAUUAAGCAGUUACUGCCAAUAGAUUGGUUCUUCCUUAAUCUUGAAACAUUGACCAAAGACUCUGUAUUAUCCAUAGAAGUUUUAAGUAUUUUUCUUGCUGUUAAAUUCCUUAAGAAAAUUUGGAAUCUUUCCAUUAGAUUUACUGAAGUCACUAUAGUCACAUUCAGAAGGAAUUUGUGGCUUCCUAGUUUUGUGGUACAUUUAUCUGAAGGCUAUUCUAUUUGAUGUCAGAUAACAUAAAUCCAGGCUGCUUCUGAGAAUGCAAGACUUAGAUAUUGUUGAGAGAGAGAGAGAGAGAGUGGCUAAAUUUUAGUUGUGUAAGUAAUAUUCUAGGCAAGUCAGGAACCUUCUGGGUGGUCCCUCUAAUUCUUCAUGGUUAUGUAUUUAUGUUUCUGUUGUAUGUGUUUAUAUGCCUAAAAAUAACUGCUCAAGUGUGGAGUUUCAUAAUUUUAUAAUGUACUUACCACAUUAUUUGCUCUACUAAUUGUUCCCCAAGUUUUGAAAGACUAAGAAUGACAGGCUGGGAUAUUUUUGGUGAAUUAUUUUCAAUAUAAAAGCCUUUUAAUAAAAACAGAUGAAUGUUGUGAGAAUACUAACAUGUAGAGUGGUAGUAAAUGUACGCUAACCCAUGAAAAUCUCUAAUGUAUAUAUUUCAGGUUUUUUAUUCUGUUAGCUGUUUAUUUAAUUUUGCAGAAAUGACAUUUUCAGAAAUAUUCGUGAAACUGUAGUGAAAUUCCUGAAUAAAACCUGAUUAUCCUCAACUUCUCAAUUUGUUUUGUGCACAAGGACCAGCGGAAGAGGCUGGUGAAAGAGCGCUACCACUUUCUGCUUCUUGAAAAUGUCAUGGUCCCUCACCAAAAUUAAUUUCCUUAGAUAUAAUUAAAGUGUGACUCCUGUAGCAAAUCAUAUCAAUUCAAAAACAAAUUAAAGACAAAAAAAGGUCCAGAAUUUGAGGAUAAUCUAAUUACAGCCACAUAGAGGGAAUAUACAUAAAUACUUUCACAAAGAAGAGCCUUCCAAGGCGGCAUUUUGAAAACUUGGGCUGGAAUACGUUACUGAGGCAUGAAUCCACUUAGUGCAUCUCUACCACAAUUGGAAAGAUAUGAAAUGAAACAGAACCAUUCCAAGUAUGUCACUCAUGUAGCAAGAGCAAGCAUUGCUGUGUGGAAUCCUUGUUACCGUGGUGGUGUGUGUGUUCUGUUCUCGGUUGCCAUGGGAAAAAUGUGUUUUAUUGUGUAAGCAGUUGAAAAGGGUUCAGAACCACCACUGUAGUUUGUUUCGGGCG